CGAGCCGCGUUCGGCGUUCAUCCACAGUUCGUUAAUUGUUGUGUUCUUCUUGAACAUUUUAUUUCACGACGUUGUUCAUGUAGAUACAUGUAGCUAACGUCUCCGGCUUGCUGCUAAUGUAACUUCAUAUUCGCUGCCGCUUUGUAAUUGCCAUUUCUUCACCGGCAAACACGUUUUCGUCGCCGAACCGGUAACAGUGAAGAACACCGGUUGCGUCCGUCGUUGGAAUCGCAAUAACUUUAUCUCAUAUAACGACGCGGUAUUUGACGUUUAUUGUUCGCGAAUAUGGGCAAUUAUCUUCGUAAACCGGUGACAGUCAAGGAUUCCCACGACAUGGAAAACAGCACGUUGAUGUGCGGCGUCAGUUCAAUGCAGGGUUGGCGUGAAACUCAAGAGGUAAUGUAUAAUGACACCACGUUUUGGCUACAGGUUUCCCAUCAACAUGCCGCGUUUGAACGUUUGGACCACGAUUUUUCAAUUUCGGUGCCACUAUUGCUAACCUAGGCACGUAUCUAUCGAUUAUCCUGGCCAUUCACCUGUUAUUUCAUACUUGGUUCAAAUCGUAUGAUUUUUAAAAAAAUAAUGUACCUACAUAUAAAAUAUGUAAUUGAUUUCAUGGUGAUUCAUUAUAUAUUAUAUUCAACUGUACUGCAGCAAUAGGCUUGAUUUUUUAAAAUUCGGUGGCUAAACGUCUAGAUAGCCAAGUGACUUAACGAACUGUAAACCCGGGUUUUUGUUAUUGUAGUCCACUGGACUAGUAAUGAAACUAUAGUUUAAUGAUUGAUAGAUCAGUUUUGGUUGAUUACUUGAAAAUAUGUAUGCAUGUUAAUUUUAUUGACAACUGUAAUAAAGUGCAAUCUGAUCUGGACAAUAUCUUUAUCUCGUCUAAUAAUUUGGACCUUUAGUUGAAUAUUUCCAAGUGUGCUAUAUGCUAGUGUGUCACAAUGACCUUUACGUGUUAUCUAAAACCUAUUAAAUUCAGCUAUACUAUCCAAGGCUUUAAUUUGCCCAGAGCUUCCAAUGAAAUUCGUGAUCUCGAUUAUAUUUUAUGCCCUCCACUAAGUCCUAAUCUCUAUAUCGAAAAAGCCUGUUGUAAAGCUCUGAAAAUGUUGGGUCUCUUGAAGCAUAUUUCCUUUGAAUUCAAAUAAUGCACUUCUUUCAAAGCCCUUUAUUAUAUUAUUGUGCCCUUGUUCAGCCAAUUAUUGAAUAUGGCUCCGUUUUCUGGGAUCUCUAUACUGCGGUCGCCUGCAGGUAAUUAGAACGAGUACAGCGAAUAUUUCUUAAACAUGCAGCUUGCUCAAAAUUGAUACCCUCCACAUAUUUAUGACCCCAUCCUCUAUAAACUUGAUUGAGUAUGUUUAGACCGCAGACUUUCUGCCAGUAAUAACUUCCCGCAGAAACUCCUUCAACAAAAUUUGAUUGUCCGUUCUUACUUUCUAAUCUUAAUUUUUAUAUUCUUUCUUGUAUUCUAAAUAUGUAAAAAUUGUCCACUUCCUUUCAGCUCUAUUAAUUACAAACUCAAUGAACCAAUUAUCUGUCUUAUGUCUACUACUAAUUCCAACCCUUCCUACUUUUGUUCUUAAUAUUUUGAAUACUUUUCUUCUCUUCGAACCAAUAUAUAAAUAUUCAUGCUUAACUUGUAUUUUUUCUUGUAAUUCAAUGAAUCUAAAUAACUUGUAAUUAUGUUGAUGUGUAGGCGCAGGCCUAUUAUUAUAAAUAAAUAAAAAUAAAUCACAUGGCAUACUGCUGUCAUAAUAAACAUACCUUCAAUUAUUUAAGUUAUGCAAACUGAGUGUGAAAUAGUUGUACUAUUGUUAAUUUGUUUUAUGCAAUACUCUUUAAUCAAAUUAUCUUAUUUCAGAUUUUGUUAUAGAUUCAGAUUUUAAUAUUUUUGUUUUUAUUUAGGAUGCACACAAUUGUUUGAUUGAUUUUGAUAAGGAUGUUUCACUUUUUGCUGUAUAUGAUGGACAUGGAGGUGCCGAAAUAGCACUUUAUGCGGCUGAUCAAUUGCCACAAUUUGUCCGAGAUGAGCUGGCAAAAAAGAAAUCCUAUAAAGAUGCUCUAAUAAACUCUUAUUUGAAAUUUGACGACAGUUUAAUCGAUCCACCUGUGGUAGAAAAGUUGAAUACACUCCGGGAAGAACUUUCUAAAGAAGAAAAUAAUUGUGGUAUGAUCAUUUGUAAAAUUUAAAAAAGUUUUUUGGUUAAUUUAGGUAUUUGUCUUAUAAGCCAACCAUUAAAUAUUUUUAAAUUACUAGUUUUUCUAAUAGGUAAUUUAUUUAUUUAAUAUACCUAUAAUAGAAUGUGGGAGCAUUUUGAAAUGUGUUUUUUAGUGAAGCAAAAUCGUUAUAUUAAUUUCUAUUUCUCCUUAAUCGCUCACCACAUUGUAAAUCCAAAAUUGUAAAAAAAAGGUGUUGCUUCUUUUUCAUAAAUUGCUAUUAACUCACUGUUUUAUGAUGCCUUCAGCACUUUAUUUUCACAGGAGAAAAUAAAAAUACACUUUUCUUUAAGUGUAAAAAUUGAUUUAUAUGAUUAUAUAAAAAAGUUUUUUAAUGGCAAACCAUGUUUUAUGGGAAACCAUAAAACUUUUCAAAUAAAAAAAUAUUGUUAAAUUAAAUUUUCUACAAACUAAAUAAAGAAGUUAGGUAAAUUAUGUUGAAUUUAUACUUUUAUCAUUGAAGUGAAAUGUUUGGAAUUUUUAGUAUCUAAGUAGGUACUAUUAUUUUCAAUAAUGGUUUAUAAUAAUUGUGUUUUAGGCGUGACUUCUAUCGGUUGUAGUUGGGUUUUGCUCUUUAUUUUUAAAGAUUUACUAUUAAAUUCUUUAAUUAUCUUAACAGUAUCAAAACAUAACUUUAUGAAGCCAACUGUCUCUUUUUGUUUUUUUUUUUUUUUAAAUUUUUCAUUUAGAUUUUCCAUAAUAUUGAAUUAGUUAUUAUACCAAAUCAAUUCAAAUGUAGCAAUGAUAUUUUGAUGUAAUUUGUUCAGCGGGUAAAUUUCAGUUUAUGUACCUAAUAAGGUAUUUCUUAAUUUUCACUGAACAUUUUUGUUUAUUUUUUUUUAUCUUCGCUAAAUAACAUUUAAACACACCUCCGUUUUUCAUUGUUCUAAUUUAAUAUGAUUAUACAAAUUUCAUCCAAACAAUAUUCUUAGUUAUUAUUUUAAUAUUCUAAAAGUUUUUAAAUAGGUACUAGGUGUUACUAUGUUAUGGUAAUUGCAUUUUUUUUCUAAAUAAUCAUGAUUAAUGAGGUUUGAGAUAAUUUAUACAUUUUAUACAUAUUUUAUAUUAUACAAUUUCACGAUUUCAUUAUUUUAUAAAAAUAUUAAAAAACGUUUUCUACCAGAAAAAAUGAUAUAAUCGAUAAAUCACUAGACAACCUUUUUUAAGGAAUUUUAAUUUUUGGGAGUUUUUUUUGUUAUCCGAUUAUAAAUACAGGUAGAGACUUGAAACUUAGUAAUAAUACUUAUAUUGUACUUAUCUAGUGGUAAAAUACGUUUUAAUAAGCGUUUUGAAAUCAAAUUUAAAUGAAAAUGGCAAAAAAAAUUAUGAUAUUUCAAAGUAUGUAUUACCAAACUACUCAGAAUUGUCUUUUGUCAAGCAAUGGUUUAUCGUUGCUUACAGAUAUAAAUGAAAUAACCUUAUGUAUUCUACCUUCCCAACUUCUCACCUACAACAGUGGUUGCUCCCGUCCCCAGUAUCAGCUCCUUUUUUUUAUAUUAAUAUUGAAGUAUUUUACUAUCUUAUACUCUUAUUGUUUUGAAAUAAAUGUAAAACCAUUAAGAAUUGUUACGUUUUUAAUUGUAUGUGGUACGUGACAGAUCUAUAACACUUAUAAAUGGUAUAUCAAAUAAAAUUUUUUAGAAUCUCAGCUCCUUAAAGUAUUUACUAGUUACAGACCUAACUAUUUUAUUAAUCAAAUUGUGUUUUGUGAUAUCUAUUCGAUAUUUAUUUAUUUAAAUUCAUAAUAAAAUCACUGGGUAUGAUUUAAAUAUUUGCAAACCGAUAACUUAUAAUGUUUAGGACAGUCUCUAAAUUAGGUCUUCUGUCUUUUAAUGGUAAGAAAAAAAAACAAUAUAUAUUAUAUACAUUUAAAAAAUAAUUAUGAAUCAUAAAUAAAACUGGCUUUAAUAAAUUAUUUAGAAAUAACUAUAUUUAUGCUAAUGAAAGACCAUAUUGAGUGUAAAACUCCAAAUAUUUUAUUAGAUACUCGCAUAGAUAACUUAUUUAUUAUUUAUAGUCAUAAUUAGGACUUGGUUGUCUAUGUACUUAAAAUGGCUUGAAUAUGUGUAUGCACUAAUGUACAAAAAAAUUAAGUUGAAAAUGUCUUAAUAUUGAAUAAAUAUUUGUUUAUAUUUGAUAAACCUCAAUAAUAUUUUAAAUAAAAAUAGUGUAAUUGAAUUUUGUAGAAUAUUAAAGAAAUUUGUAUCUAUAUAUAAUAUAUACAAAUUUUUAUAUUCAAUUUUUUUUUUAGGCUUGAAUAAAUUAAAUUAAUAUUUAAAAAAAAAACACCAAUACCCUAGCCCUAAUCAUAAAUUCUGUGAUUUAUAUAAAUAUUAUAUGGUCAAUAUAUAUCAAUAAUUAAUGUAUAUAGUAAAACUUCCGUAUAAUAGGGACCGGAAAUAAUAAUCACUAUUUAGAGGUGAUCAUUAGAGGUUUCCUAUAAAGGCAUAAUACUUGACGGGAUCAAAAAAUAAUAAUCCUUACAUAGAGGUGACCAUUAACGAAAGUUUUACUGUAUAAUAUUGUGUACACGAAUAAUAAACAUUAAUACAUUUUUCUUAUCAGUUUAGACACCAUGUAACUACUUUGUUUUGUGUUAAUUUAAUAAUUUUUCUCCUGAAACUACAGAAUCUAGAGGGUGAUGGUUGGUGACUUUUGAUUAUUUCUAAUACCUUUAUUAUUAAACAACAAUUUUUUUUUUAUUGUACCUAAAAUAGCGGUAAGUGUUAAAAGCCUGUGAAAUUUUUUCAAAUUUGUGUUCUUCGUAUUUUCAAAAUGAUUCAUGGGGUUUUAUAUCAAUCAGCAAGAUUUUUUGUUUAAAAAAUUAACCUGUCCAAAAAUAUCAAUAUUGUACAGCAGUUUGUUUAUAAGUUUUAUUUUUUAAUCAAAAAGUUUAUUGUAUUUACCAUUUGUCUGUGGCGGUUCUAGCAUACCAACAAAAUAGACAGUUUUGGUAAAAUGUUCAAUGUUGUGUCAUUCUUAAAUUAUCAGUCUUAUAAGUAAAUAUUUGAUUUUUUUAUUAUCUAUUAUUUUCGUCGUCUUGACAUUAGAUUCCUCUAAUGUAUACCAUAUUUUCUGAAAUGGGAAAUAUUUUGUAUUUUUGUUGUUAUUCAUUUAAAAAUAAUUGUUAUUGAAUUUUAAAUAAUAAAAUAAUAAACAAAAACAAAAUUAUUAAAAUGGUUAAUACUUGCAAAUAAAUAUAAAAAUAAAAAAUGAAUAAAUGCGGCGUUGUUUGGAGUUGUAUAAUAUAUGUAUUAUAACGACUAGUUUUGAAUUAAAAAUUCAUCAUAUCACAGUCAAUAUGUAAAAUAUCGCUAGAGUUAAAUAAAAGAAGGGUGAAGGUUGAUUGAUUUGCCUAUUAGAGGUGGGAGAGUAAGGGGUUUCCCAGGUUUGAAUAUUAUAUUUAUGACUGGGAAUUUCCAAAGUACUGGAUAUAAAAGAUAAAAAAGUAUGAAAGCUUGAGCAUUAAGUUGAAGAUGUGUGUGAGUGAUAAUAUAGCUUUUUUAGAUAGUUGGAAGGCGACCUCAGGAGUGAUGAUAUCGUAUCAUGAAGUUUUAUGUCUCUGAUUUACGGAUUAUGAACUCGACUUCACUAGGUCUAAUGUGUUUUUGGUGUAAGGGUAAGAGGUAGUGGACUAGAUGGGAUUUCUUCUAUUUUGUUGUGAGGUAUGAUGCCAUUAUGUCGCUGAAAUAUUGAGUAAGUGAUGACGAAAUUAAUUUGCUAUUUCUAAGUCCUGAUAAUUCACGUACAGUCAGACUUUUUUAAAGGGGAAACAGAGGAUUACAUCAUAAAUAUGUUAAUUUUUUAUAAAUUAAAUAAAAAAUAAGUUGAGAAUAUCAAUGUUUUAUCUUAUUUUCUUAUUUUUAUUUUUUUUGUUCAGGGGAAACAAUUCCAUUUAUUAUUAUUUGGUAUGUUUAUUUUAAUAUACAAAAUUAUGAAUUAGUUAAAUUCUUAUCCUUAUAUAUACUAAAAUUAUUGUUAAUUAUUAAAGCAUAUACAUUUUCUAUUCAUUUCUAUAAAAGUUUUAGUUGUUGUACUUAAUAAGUUUCUUUUCAAAAUGUUUUAUUGUCUACAACUGUUUUUAUAAUUAAAUAUUGAUUAUAUAGUGUUGCAUGUAAAAUAAUAGUUUACAUUACAAUUUUUUAAUUUCCUAUUUAAUUUUUUGUGUUCUUUAGUUGACGCUGAUGAAGAUGAACCUCUUGAUGAACUCUUCAACGAAGCUAAACUACCAAUCGAAGACAUAAUCCUAAAAUAUAAAAAACAAUUUCGCAAUCUUCACAAAGAAAAUAAUACAGAUCAACCAGGCUCUUCUAAAGAAUCUUCAACCUCAAAAACUGGAGAAGAAAGUUCAAACUCCGAUACUAGUAAGUUUGAUUAAAAUAUUUAAAAAAACAAAAAAUUAUGAAUGUAUAUUUUACAAGUAAAUAAUAUUUAAUGUAUUUUUAUAGUAGUUAUUGACUUAGAAAAAGCAUUAAAUGAUGCAUGCAAUUCCAAGGCAGCAGAUACAAGUAAAUUAUAAAUGUUAAAUAAUAAUUAUAUAAGAUUUAUGUUAAUAUUAUUAUUAUUUGUUUGUGUAUAAAAAUAAAUAUGAAUAGAGAAAGAUGAAACAGAAAAUGGAGUCAAUGAAAUUAAAUUCAAAGUUGACAAUGAAGAAGCUGGAGGUUCUUCAAGUUCUAAAGUUAAUGGUACAAAUGACAAAUUGACAAAUGAAAUUGAAAACGCUGUUCCUGGACCUAGUAAAUCCGAGGGUAGUUCCAGCAGUCAAGAACAGAAUGGUAGUGUAGAACCAAAACCAGAAGGGACUGCAUACAUGAUUGGUAAUGACGCCUCAGAAAAUGACACAUCUAGCGAUAGCGAAGAUGAAUUGUUUGAACCAGAAAUUCCAUCUAGGUAAUUAAAAUAUUGAUUAUUAUGUAUUUUUUUUUAUAGUUAUACAAAUAAAAAUACUCUUAAAAUUAAAUGUACCGAGGCGGUUUUAAUAUUAUUUAUUUUACUUAUUCUACAGAAAUGCCAUCUAUUAUCUAUUGUUGUUGGUCUUGAAUAACGUAUGUGGUAUUGUUAUGUACAUUGCAAUCUGGAUUAAACAUCUGAAUUGAAUGUUAUAAUAUUAGUUAUGACUUAAAUUUGUCUUCAAGAUAUUUUAAUUACGUAUUUACUUAUGCAAUGAUAAUAAAAUAGGCUAUGUUCUGAUAUAUAUGAUAAUUGGUAUAUAGAUUGUAAAGCCCUUUAGGAUUUAUAUAUGUAUGUUAAUAAAACUAUGAUUGUUUCUAAGUACAUAUUAUGGUACACAAUUUAAUACAUUAUUGUACAAUAUAGGUUUAAUAAACAUUAAAUUAUAUAGUUUUUAUUAUUCUUUAAUAUUCAUAACUAUAAGAUUUAAGAUUUUAAGAUAAAUUUUAGUAUUAUAAUAAUAAUUAAAUAUAUUGCUUACUUAAUAAUACGUUUCAAAUGUUAAAAAUUUUUAGUUCAGAAGAAGAAUCUCUGGAUGACUCUGGAAGUGAAACAGAAUCCGAAGAUGAUGUUUGCUAUUCUAAUAGUUUACUUGCUAAUAUAUGUGGUAUGGACGACGACGACGAGGACGAUUUGGUAAUUAUAUAAUAUUGUUUACAUUAAAAUAAAAAUUGUUUCUAUACUCCGUCAAACUCUGUCCUUAGACUUCUUUCUAUAAUUUAUAGAAUUAUAUUGCUUUUUUUCAAUAAUAUAUAUUUUUAUAAUGUACAAUAGUCAAUAAAGCCUUUUAUAAUUUGGUAAUAUUUGAUAAUUGAUGACAAAAUACAACCGGAAUGUGUGUUAGUUAUACGCAUUUUAAAUGCCCUUGUGUUUAUCUAUUUCACCAUGGUUAUGUUCACUUUAAAUAUCUACAUUAUUUUACUUAAUAAUAAAAUAACAUUUCUUUUGUUCAUCUUCACAAUAUUUUACUGUCUUUAUGUUUUUAAAGUACAAUCUGUCUAUGAACAUUUUGAUUGAUUAUUCAAUCUCUUUUCCCUCUAGUUUUUAACUUACAAGAUUGUCAUCUAUCCUCAAAACCACAACUGCAGCUUUUGUUAAUUCUGAUAUUUAUUUAAUUUUUUAAUUUUGUUGUUUGGCUUUAAAAUGAAUUAACCAAUAACAAUAACUGUUAUGCUAAUAUUUAUAUAUAUUUAUACUACAGUGAAAACUUUAUAACAAAACUCUCAAUGAAAAAUUCUAUUUUACCUAAAACUUACUUAAUAAUAGUUAUAUAAUAAUGAUUGGUUUGCUUUAUAACCCAUGUAUUAGUUCUCUUUAACCUUCUGUAUUGUGAAAAUUCUAUAACAAAUGAAAUCUCUUUGUCCCUCCCUAAAGAUUUAUAUAUAUAUUAUAUAUUUAAAAUUUAUUUAUUGAUUGAGGAAUCCUUAGUAAUUGUUUUAAAAUGUUUGAAUGUUUUUGCCUGUCAUCAUUUUAAAUUAUGUGCAGAACGAGGAAUGUAUUGAAUUUACAAUGCUUUUAUUUUAUUUUUUUUCUGUGGAUAACUUUUCUACCAGCCAUUUUGCUCAGAUUUUCAAUGAUAUCACUUUUUCUGAAAGAAAAUCAGACCUGGGUGGUACAUUAAGGGGCUCAUUUUUAGAUUUUCUCAGGAGUUCUCUCAAUAAAUAGGAAAAAAUAAGAAAAUAGAUACAAUAUUAAACAAACAUAAUUAAAGAAAAUAUAUAGUGCAUAUGUAAUUAUUUUUCCAUAAUACGACAUUUAUAUUGUUGGAAAAGCAACAACACUAUCAACUGAAAUCUGCUUGAUUGUUUUUUGUUAGCAAUAGUUAAAUUAAAUUGUCCAUAACUGUGGCUGCCUGCAUCCCUCCCAAUUAUACUAGAACAGCCUUUUUUAAAUGGUUUUAUAAAAUAAAAUAAUUUGUUUAAUAUAUUUUUAUCUAGUAUUUAAUUUACAAUUUUUUUUUUCAGAGUAUGAAAUGUAUUUUCUGUGAUUAACAGGGUUUGGGUUUUAUUGCAUUUAAAAUUUAUUAAAAAGUACUUAAAAAUGUCAAAAAAUCCUUGAAAAAAAGCAAAUAUUUUAGACCAAAUGGUAGAAGGGUUAAAUGUCUUCAACUUUUAUUAAAUACAAUUUUCUAAUGUUGCACAAAUUAUUAAUCUAAAGUUUUUUUUUAUAAUACAUAUAAUUUUAUUUAAACAAAAUACAUUGUUAAUAAUAAUUUAAAGUGCUUUUUUUUUUUUUUGUGACUUAAGUGCAAUAAGUAUUGAACCCUAGUGAUCAAUAUAGCAUACAGACUGUCCCACAAAGAUAUACCUCUUGAAUAUCUCCAAAAAUAAUAAGGAUAAUCAAAUUAUGUUUUUUAUAUUACUCGUAGGAAUAAGGACUACAAGUAAUUAUAUUUGAAUUCAUUUUUUUAUUUUUUUACAAACAUAACUAAUAGUAAAAGAUUACUUUUAUUAUUUUUGGAAAAUUUUAAUGUAUCACACAUUUAUAUUGUGAUAACAUCAGUUUUCACAUGGAUUAGAAUUUAAAACUGCUGUUACUUAAAAACUAUUCAUUGGGUAUAUAUGUGUAAUGCAUUAAAAUUUUCCGAAAAAUAAUAAAAUAAAAGUUUUUUUUUUUUUAAAAAAAACAAAAAGUUUGAUUCAAGUAUAAAUAUUUGUAUUCCUCAUUCCUGUGAGUAAUAUAUAUAUAUGUAUAACAAAACAGUAUUUGAUUAUCUUUAUUAUCUUCGGAGAUAUUCAAGGGGUAUAUCUUUGUGGGACUGUCUGUAUAUUUUUUUAUGAAAUUAAAAAUAAACAUAAAUUUAACAAUAUUUUAUAACUAUUGGUUUUCUUUUUUAAGGCUGGAAAAGACAGUGGUUGUACUGCUGUUAUGGCCUUAUUGGUUAAAGGUAAACUUUAUGUGGCUAAUGCUGGUGAUUCAAGGUGUGUAGUUUCUAUUGAUGGUAAAGCAUUUGAUAUGUCUAAAGAUCAUAAGCCUGAAGAUGAAAUUGAGCUCAAUAGAAUUACUGCAGCCGGUGGUAGAGUUUCUAGUGAUGGACGAGUAAAUGGAGGAUUAAAUUUGUCUAGAGCUCUAGGUAAAAAAUUAAUUUAAAAACUUAACUUAAGUUUUAUAUAAUAAAUUCAAUAUAUAUUUUAGGCGAUCACAAGUACAAAAAUAAUGAUAAACUUCCUAAUACUGAACAAAUGAUAACUGCUCUGCCUGAUGUUACUGAUCUUGACAUCAAACCCGAAAGUAUUAAUUUUAUAGUAUUAGCUUGUGAUGGUAUAUGGAACUCAUUAUCCAGUCAGGAAGUGGUUGAUUUUAUAUCUGAACGUAUCAAUAAUCCAGAUGUAAAAUUGUCUUUAAUCUGUGAAGAAGUAUGAAAAUAAUUUAAUUUAUAAUUCAUUUUUAAUUUAUUUAUUAUAUAUGGUUAAUCUUUUGCUUUAGCUAUUUGAUAAAUGUUUGGCACCUGAUACGUUGAGUGAUGGAACUGGUUGUGACAAUAUGACUUGUAUCAUUGUCAAGUUCAAAUUCAACAAUCUGAAACGUUCUUACACUGAAACAGAAGAUACUGAAGAUUCUGUUGAUGUCAUUGAAAUUAAAAAACUUAAAACAGAUUCAGCUGAAAAUUCCGAUUGUAUGGAAUUAAAUGAACCCGAAACAGAUGCUGUUGAAAAUUCUGAUGGUGUGCAAUUGAUUAAACCCGAAACAGAUGCUGUUGAAAAUUCUGAUGGUGUGCAAUUGAUUAAACUUGAAACAGAUGUUGUGGAAUUGAUUAAAUCCGAAAUAGAUUCAACUGAAAAUUCCGAAUGUAUGGAAUUAAAUGAACCCGAAACAGAUGCUGUUGAAAAUUCUGAUGGUGUGGAAUUGAUUAAACCCGAAACAGAUGCCGUUGAAAAUUCUGAUGGUGUGGAAUUGAUUAAACUUGAAACAGAUGCAGCUGUAAUUUCUGAUGGUGUGGAAUUGAUUAAAUCCGAAACAGAUGUUGUUGAAAAUUCUGAUGGUGUGGAAUUGAUUAAACUUGAAACAGAUGCGGCUGUAAUUUCUGAUGGUGUGGAAUUGAAUAAAUCCGAAACAGAUGUUGUUGAAAAUUCUGAUGGUGUAGAAUUGAUUAAACUCGAAACAGAUGCAGCUGUAAUUUCUGAUGGUGUGGAAUUGAUUAAACCCGAAACAGAUGCAGCUGAAGAAUCUGACGGUGUGGAAUUAAAUAAACCCGUAACAGAUGCAGCAGAAAAAUCUGAUAGUGUUGCAGUUUUAAAUGAACUCAAAACAGAUUUAACUGAAAAUUCAGAUGUUGCGGGAUUAAAUAAUACCAAAACAGAUUCAGCUGAACCUGAACCUAUGCAAUAAUGUUCCUUUACUCGCUGAAAAUUACGAUUACUGACUCACACAUUCUUUGUAUUUGUUGUAAUAAUCGUAUAACAGUUAUUUAUGACUGAUGUUUUGAUCAUAAAUAUUAUUAUUAUUAUUUUUUUUAAAUUUAAGUUAUUGAAAACAGAUAAUGUAUUUAUAAUUUUGAAUACUGAAAAGAUGAUAGUGUAAGUUUAUUAUUUUUUUAAUAUUUUAAAUUUCAUAUGGUAAUACAAUUUUAAUAUUGUACAAAAUCUUUAUUUUGAUUGAAAACCGAGUAUUUUUAUAACUACCUUUUAUUAAAUAAUAAAAAAAAUAUAAUUUGCAUUAUCCGUAUUAUAUGUAUAUCUUUUAAAUAUUUCAACGCGAGUUAAAUUACUCAUGGUUAUUCAUAAAUUACAGAGGGGAAUAAUAAUUAUACCAUAGUAUGUAUAA
Molecule: messenger RNA, 11931 nt
Organism: Cinara cedri
Lineage: Eukaryota; Metazoa; Arthropoda; Insecta; Hemiptera; Aphididae
Source: the annotation of a GenBank genome assembly